AUGUCCAAUGGGAAGGUUGUCCCUUCCUAUCAUUUUAUUGAGGGAAAGAAAAGAGAGAGAUCGCAUGGAUUUGAGUUCAUUGUAAGGGAUGCUCAUAUGCCAAAGACCCAUAAGCUGACCUGCUGGGGUAUUAACUGUAUUCCAAAAAUUAAAUUUAUUGAACAUCAUUUUAGAUACGAUUUUGAAACACAUUUGGAACAAAUUAUCUUGCUCGCCGAUCUCUUUCAUCUCAUCUCCCUCGAUCUCUCUUCCUCCCUCUCUCUCUGCCUCGCCGCGUUUGUGCGUCUGUACAGGAAAGAUGGAAUGUCGAAACAUCUCGACUUCAACAGGGACAAAGAUAUAGCGCGAGAUUUUCGUCCGAACUUUGCCGACGCCAAUGGUGAACCUAAAUACAUGAAAACUCCGGUUUCCUGCUAUCUUCCUCAACUACGAGCUCUUACAUGGUCCUUCGCUGCUCCACUCAUGUUAGAAUGGGAAACUCAUCCUACCAUUAAUGGAGGCGAAGCUAGGAGCUCUGUCAAAUGUUCUCAUAAAUACCUCAAGGUGGUGGAAAUGGCUGGAUACUAUGGUGGUACAAGCGAUUUCGAACUUGCCAUGUAUUUUAUUGAGAUUGUUGUUGCACUGGACAAAGUUGUUAUUGACCCGCGCUGUCAAUAUUCUCAUUCGAUACGUUCACCCGAAUCUACUAAAUGCGAGGAACUUGCUGGAAGAAGUCGCGCUUACUGGCAGUUUCAAGGGAAAGUACCUAUGGGAGUUGAACUCGUACUGCUCUGAUCACUAUUUUCAUAGGCGGGACUGUAACCUUAUAACAUUAUUAUCAUACGAUCAUGACGGUUGUGCGAUGCAUAUGAAGAGGGAACAAUGCAGCGUCUAAGUUAUCAUUGGCUAUUAUUAGCUGUUGUGGAGCAGUGACUUCAAUUAUUUCUUAAUUUAGACAGUUGAAUGUGAAAUUGUGUUAAUCGUUAGAGAUGGGGCAUUAUUGUACAACUAUUUAUCCUGAAGUGAUGUUUGCAUACAUGCGACUUCUUGUUUG
Molecule: messenger RNA, 1033 nt
Organism: Rhododendron vialii
Lineage: Eukaryota; Viridiplantae; Streptophyta; Magnoliopsida; Ericales; Ericaceae
Exons: 5
Coding region: 1-774 (257 amino acids)
Source: RefSeq, a predicted model, not a curated record